Messenger RNA from Phalaenopsis equestris, 451 nucleotides. RefSeq lists its product as uncharacterized. NCBI's taxonomy places the organism in Eukaryota, Viridiplantae, Streptophyta, Magnoliopsida, Asparagales, Orchidaceae. The transcript is spliced from 2 exons. The coding region runs from base 20 to 445 and encodes 141 amino acids. The record is from RefSeq and is a predicted model, not a curated record.
UUUGAAGGUGAAGUUGGAGAUGUUGGGAAUAUUACCCAUAUGUUACAUUCCAAACAAGUGUAAGAAAUACAGCAGCUUAAGAAGCGCAGCAAGCAGUCGAGGAAUUCUGGAAGCCAUCUGCAUUUUAGUACUCAAUUAUGUUACAGCUUUCAAAUUCGACGGCUUUUCUCUGCAUCUUCUGAAAGGUAGUUUUUAUAGACAAUUCUUUUUUAUGGAAACCAUUCCCCAUGGAAGGCGGAUUUUUUCGGGGGUGCAGGGACGAAAUUUUCCGUUGCACCAGGCUCUCAAAGAAUCGGUGCCAGCGGGCCCACGUGUGUGCUGGUAUCCAUCAAUGGUCCAUUCCAUGCGCAUUGGGUCCCCACCGUCUCCGUUGCAGUACCGAGCUGGAAAAUAUAUUUUUGUCCCCACAGAAAAUCUUUCCAUAUGGCAAAGCCGUUUAAGAUAAGUGGCU